Messenger RNA from Mercenaria mercenaria, 4317 nucleotides. Its product is annotated as mucin-2-like. The coding region runs from base 41 to 4246 and encodes 1401 amino acids. Lineage: Eukaryota; Metazoa; Mollusca; Bivalvia; Venerida; Veneridae. The transcript is spliced from 14 exons. The record is from RefSeq and is a predicted model, not a curated record.
UUAUCUCUACAGAGCAACACGCUUCUAGACCGAAAUCGGGAUGAAACCGAGUUUAUAUUUAGGAUAUGUCAUACUUGGAUUUAUUUUAUUCUCCACGAAAGUUGCCGAAUGCAUCACUUGUCUUAAUUGCCAAAACAUUGCGGACCUAAGUACCUGUGAGGAUGUCCUUAUAUGCAAGGAAGACGAGGUAUGCUACAUUAACAAAGUUUUGUCAUUUUCAACUAAUCAACCGCUUUACAAUACUGGGUGUAAAAAGAUGGAGUAUUGCAAAUUGGAAUUCUGCAACAAGCUAGCGAAUGGCGGUGGUAAUUCUAGUCGAAAGAGGGCGACUGAAGAAGAUCUAACAUUAUGCUCAGAGUGUUGUUAUGAAGAUAGCUGCAAUACAGAAGGAUGUGGAUAUAAGCAUCCUCAAAAUAACAACACUAAAUGCUUUAGUUGUGAUGAAGUAUACGAAGGCGGACCACCUUGUAUUAACACAGUUGAUUGCGAUCUGAACUUAUAUGCAUGUUCAGUAACCCGACAUCUUAGAUCGAACCACCCAGGUGCAUAUGAACUUGGCUGUAAAUUUAAAAGAGCGCAAUGCGACAUGUUCCUCAGUCUGACAGCUGACCAGAAAGAUGAAAACGUGAAAUGUUGUGACACAACUCUUUGUAACACCAGUCCAUACAACAGAAAAGUCAACAAAACCGUCAUAGAUAUAGACUUUGAAUGUCCAACUGGAAUUGCACGCCCUACAACAACAACUGCAUCUACGACCACCCCAACAAAAGCACAAACAACAACAACCUUAGUCACAACUACAGUGACAACAACAGAACGACCAACAACCAGGCCACCGAUGUCUACACCAACGACCUCACCACCACCUCUGCCACCCACUAAACCAUCGGUAAACACUGCUAAAACAACCGUUGGCCUUCCAACGAAACCACAAACAAAGCAACCAACAACGAAAGUAAUAACAACACAACCGACAACAAAUGCAACAACAACACAAACUACAACGAAUGCAUCAACAACACAACCUGCAGCAAAAAUAACUACACAACCUACAGUGAAAACAACAACAACGCAGCCUGCAACGAAAAUAACAACAACGCUGCCUGCAACGAAAACAACGACAACAAAACCGACAACGAAUAUAACAACAGCAAAACUAACAAUGAAUGCAGCAACAACACAAACUACAGAGAAAACACCAACAACAAAGCCUAUAGUGAAAACAACAACAACAAAACCUACAGUGAAAACAACAACACAAUCUACAACGAAAAUUACAACAACGAAGCCUACAACGAAAAUAACAUUAACACAACCGGCAACAAAUGUAAUAACAACACAACAAACAACAGAUGCAACAACAAUAACACAAACUACAAUGAAUGCAUCAACAACACAACCUACAGCGAAAAUAACAACAACACAACCGAUAAUGGAAAUAACAACAACACAACCUACAGUGAAAACAACAAUAACACAACCUACAACGGAUUUAAAAACAACACAAUCUACAGUGAAAACAGCAACAACAGCACAAACUACAACGAAUGCAUCAACAACACAACCUACAGCGAAAAUAACAACAACACAACCUACAGAGAAAACAACGACAACAACACCUACAGUGAAAACAUCAACAACACAACCUGUAAUGGAAAUAACAACAACACAACCUAGAGUGAAAACAACGACAACAAAACCUACAACGGAAAUAACAACAACACAAGCUACAGUUAAAACAGCAACAACAAAGCUUACAGUGGAAACAACAUCAACAGAACAUACAACGGAAACAACAACAACACAGCCCACAGUGAAAACAGCAACAACAAAGCCUACAGUGAAAACAACGACAACAAAACCUAUAGUGAAAACAUCUACAACACAACCUAUAAUGGAAACAACGACAACUAAACCUACAGUGAAAACAUCAACAACACAACCUAUAAUGGAAAUAACAACAACACAAACUACAGUGAAAACAGCAACAACAAAGCCUACAGUGAAAACAACAACAUCAGAACCUACAACGGAAAUAACAACAACACAACCUACAGUGAAAACAACGACAACAAAACCUACAGUGAAAACAUCAACAACACAACCUAUAAUGGAAAUAACAACAACACAACCUACAGUGGAAACAGCAACAACAAAGCCUACAAUGAAAACAACAACAACAGAACCUCAAACGGAAAUAGCAACACAAAUUACAGUGAAAACAAAGUCAACAAAACCUACAGUGGAAACAUCAACAACACAACCUAUAAUGGAAAUAACAACAACACAGCCUAUAGUGAAAACAGCAACAACAAAGCCUACAGUGAAAACAACGACAACAAAACCUAUAGUGAAAACAUCAACAACACAACCUAUAAUGGAAACAACGACAACUAAACCUACAGUGAAAACAUCAACAACACAACCUAUAAUGGAAAUAACAACAACACAACCUACAGUGAAAACAGCAACAACAAAGCCUACAGUGAAAACAUCAACAACAGAACCUCAAACGGAAAUAACAACACAACCUACAAUGAAAACAAGGUCAACAAAACCUACAGUGGAAAUAUCAACAACACAACCUAUAAUGGAAAUAACAACGACAAAACCUAUAGUGAAAACAACAACAGAACCUAAAACGGAAAUAAUAACAACGCAGCGUACAACGAAAGUAACAGCAACAAAACAGACAACGAGAAUAACUACUUCACAAUUUACAGUGAAAACAACUACAACGAAACCUACAGUGAAAGCCAUUACAACAAAAUCUACAAUGGAAACAACAACAACACAACCGACAACGAAAAUAACAACAACGCAGCCUACAACGAAAAUAACAGCAACAGAACAGAGAGUGACUGUAAUAACAACACAACCUUCAACAAAUGCAGCAACAACACAACCAAAAAUGAAUUCAGCUGCAACACAACCUACAGCGAAAAUAACAACACAAUCUCCAUUGAAAAUAUCAACAACAAAAUCCAAUGUGAAAACAACAACACAGCCUACAACAAAAAUAACAACAACGCAGCCUACAACGAAAAUAACAACAACGCAGCCUACAACGAAAAUAACAGCAAUAGAACCGACAGUGACUGUAAUAACCACACAACCUUCAACAAAUGCAACAGCAACACAACCAAAAAUGAAUUCAGCUACAACACAACCUACAGCGAUAAUAGCAACACAAUCACCAUUAAAAAUAUCAACAACAAAUUCCGAUGUGAAAACAACAACACAACCUAGAACGAAAAUAACAACAACACAACCUACAACGAAAAAAUCAACAACACAACCGACAGCAAAUGCAACAACAACACAACCUACUGCGAUAAAAUCAACAACACAAUCUGCAGUGAACACAUCAGCAACAAAACCUGCAUUGAAAACAACAACACAACCAACAACAGAUGCAGCAACAACACAGUCUAUAGCAAACAUAACAACAACAAAGCCUACAGAGAAAACCACAACAACAAAACAUACACUGAAAACAACAACAACGCAGCCUACAACGAAAACACAACCUUCUGCGAAACUAACAACGACACUACCUACAGUGGAUACAUCAACAACAAAACCUACAGUGAUAACAACACCUCAAACGAAUACUACAACCACGCAGUCUACAACGAAAACAAUACAAUCAACAACGAAAAUAACAACAACAACAAAGCCUAUAGUGAAAACAACAUUAGCAGAACAUACAGUGAAAACAACAACAACUCCUACAACGAAAGUUACAACAACGCAGCCUACAACGAAAACAACAACAAGACAACCAACAUUAAAUGCGAAAACAACACAACCGACUGUGAAAUUAACAACAACAGAGCCUACAGUGAAAAUAUCAACAACAGAACCUACAGAGAAAACAACAACAGAACCAACAACGAAAAUUACAACAUCGCAACCUACAACAAAAAUAACAGCAACACAACCUACAUCGAAUGCAACAACACAACCUACAGGGAAAACAACAACAACAACUAAACCUACAGUGACAACAACAUCAACAACACAGCCUACAACGAAAAUAACAACAACACGACAGACUACAAGAAUAGCAACUAUGCAAUCUAUGGUGAAAACAACUACAACACAACCUACAACGAAAUUAACAACAGUUCUGCUUACAACCAAAAUAACAACAACACGACCGACAACGACAAUAACAACACCCACUACAACACUUGCAGCUUCACCAGACCCUCCACCGAAAUCAUUACCGCCGAUCAUUUGAGAAUAAGCAUUGAAUAUUCUAAAACUUUACGUUUGAAGAAUUUGAUAAGUAUAUACUAGCAUGAAUCAAAA